AUGAAUAAUCAUUUACUAUCUCAUUUAAUUAGAGAUUCAACAGAAUCAAGUAGCGAAAGUGAUUUCAAUAAUUCAACAGAAUCAAGUAGCGAAAGUAAUUCCAAUAAUUCAACAGAAUCAUCUAGUGAAGAUGAACAAAUUAUAAAUAUUUCCAAUUUUUGGUAUAGAAAUAUUCUUUUUAAAUAUGAUGAAAAAAGAUUUCGAAUAGCAUUACGAAUGAAUAAGCAAACUUUUUGGAAAAUUAUAGAUAUGAUUAAGAAUAAUUUAGUUUUUAAUAGUCGUCAAAGGCCAAUUGAAUUACAACUUUCUGUUGUUUUAUUUUUAUUAGGUAGAAAAUCUACUAUCUGGGACAUUGCAACAAGAUUUGAAGGAUUUCCUAAUGUAAUUGGUAUUAUUGAUGGUACUCAUAUUUACUUGUUCGAAGCUCCUAAUAAACCAAACAAAGAUGUAUAUAUUAAUAGAAAACGACGAUAUGCUAUUCAUGUACAAGGUGUUGUAGACCAUUUAGGCCAAUUUAUUAAUUAUGAUAUUGGAUGGCCAGCAUCUGUACAUGAUGCUAAAGCAUUUGGUAGAUUAAAAAAUCUAUUUCAAUUUUUAAAAGAAAUAAGAACUAAUGAUACUAAACUUGCUACCAAAUUUAUAGACAUAGCACUAAUUCUUCAUAAUAUAGUAGAAAGAAAUAAUGAUAUUUGGAUAUUACCUCUAAGAACACGAUCAGAAUCAAGAGAUGUAAUAAGAUUUGUAGAUAGUCAGAAUCGUAGACGUCAAAUAGAAAAAAGAGAAGGUAUGAUAAAAAGGCAAAAUUUAAUGAAUAUUGUUCUUUAA
This is a messenger RNA of Dentiscutata heterogama, 825 nucleotides long. NCBI's taxonomy places the organism in Eukaryota, Fungi, Glomeromycota, Glomeromycetes, Diversisporales, Gigasporaceae. The record is from the annotation of a GenBank genome assembly.